This is a messenger RNA of Populus nigra (black poplar), 1799 nucleotides long. Its product is annotated as protein IQ-DOMAIN 21-like. The coding region runs from base 270 to 1661 and encodes 463 amino acids. The record is from RefSeq and is a predicted model, not a curated record. The transcript is spliced from 5 exons. Gene Ontology annotation, molecular function: protein binding. Lineage: Eukaryota; Viridiplantae; Streptophyta; Magnoliopsida; Malpighiales; Salicaceae.
AUGAUUUUCAUAAAUACCAGCGGCGUAUUGCGCUGGUUGUAGUUAUUACUCUCACAGUCUCACCCCCACCCCCCACCUAGCUCCUCCUCCUCCCGACUCUCUCUUCAUCCAUGUGAACUAACCUCUUCCUCUUCUUCUUCUUCUUUGAACGAACCAAAACCCUUCUUUCAAAUGAGAGUGGACAAUGAAAGAUAGAAAAUGUCAAAUUAGCUUCCCUGCUAAUCAACUCAUCCAAGUUUUUCUCAAGCUGAUCAUCAGUGUAAUCGGAAAUGGGAAAGAAAGGAAGUGGAUGGUUUACAUCUGUGAAGAAAGUGUUCAGAUCAUCUCCCAAGGAAUUACCAAUAGAGAAAAAGAAAGACAAUGUAGAGAAAUGGCAACAUGAGGCCCCAGAAGUUGUUUCAUUUGAGCAUUUUCCUGCUGAAAGUUCUCCUGAUGUUACAAAUGAUGAGAGCAAUGCAUCAAGUCCAGUAACUGAAGAUAGAAACCAUGUCAUUGCUGUGGCAGUAGCAACUGCUGCUGCAGCUGCUCAAGCGGCAGCUAACGUUGUUCGCUUAGCCGGUUAUGGUCGAUACUCUAAGGAAGAAAGAGCUGCCAUCCUCAUUCAAUCAUACUAUAGGGGCUACCUUGCUCGGCGUGCCUUACGUGCCUUGAAGGGAUUGGUGAGGCUUCAAGCACUAGUUAGGGGCCAUAAUGUACGAAAGCAAGCACAAAUGACAAUGAGAUGUAUGCAAGCACUUGUUCGAGUGCAAGCAAGAGUAAGAGCAAGAAGGCUUCAGUUAACUCAUGAGAAGCUUCAAAUGAAGGCCGAGGAAGAAGAUGAACGAAGACUAUCGGUGGUUGAAGAAAUUAUGAAUCCUAAGAGUCCAUUGAAGAGUUAUAAAUGGGAUAGUAGGAAUCGAAGUCCAGGUAAAAUAUUCAAGGAAAAUGCUUCAAAGAAACAUGAUGCUGUCAUGAAGAGGGAAAGAGCCCUUGCUUAUGCUUACGCCUACGAGCAGCAGCAGCAGCAGCCAUUACUCUCCCAAAAUAGUCCAAACGGUAAAGAAAUAGGACAUUUUGUGGAUGGAAGUGAGAAGGCUCAAUGGGGCUGGAAUUGGCUUGAGGGAUGGAUGUCAGCACAGCCAUAUAAUGUGCGUCAAUUGGGUCCAAAUGAAGGCUCCUAUGUGACAUUAAACACAACCACUGCCACAGCCACGACCGAUGACAUGUCCGAGAAGACAGUGGAGAUGGACAUGGUCACCCCAACAGGCACGAGCAACUCUAACGUGGGCAUACUUGAUGCCAACCUGUCUUCGAAUAGACACCAACGACAACUGAGUUCGAGCAAUGUACCUAGCUACAUGGCUCCGACCCAAUCCGCGAAGGCAAAAGUGCGUAGUCAGGGCUCGACCAAGCAACAAUAUGCCCCAGGCACACCUCUGCGGAAUCCAUUCACUAAGAAAGGAUCAAGCAUUAAUGGUGGUUCAGGUUGUGAUUCUUCUAGUUCAGGUGGCGGCACAACUUACCAGGCUCCAAUUAGGAGCCCGAGCCCAAAACAAAACGGGAUGCGUCUCCAUUCUAAAAGACAUGCUGGCGGGUAUAGCCCUGAUUUCAAUGGUGGUGGUUGUGAUGAUUGGAGGGUGCCUCCUCUUGAUGGUCAUGGAUGGAGGAAUGAUUUCGGUUGAUGAGUGAUAUGAACUAUGUAUUAUGGUGUGUUUAUACAGUAUUUAUUGUGGAUUAUCGUUUGAUGUUUUUGUUAAUGAUGUCAUAAAACUCCAGCCCUUGAGGCUGUGCAUGGUAUUGGGUUAAAUAUUUGAUUUUUA